Molecule: messenger RNA, 966 nt
Organism: Lottia gigantea (owl limpet)
Lineage: Eukaryota; Metazoa; Mollusca; Gastropoda; Lottiidae
Exons: 1
Source: RefSeq, a predicted model, not a curated record
CCGCCAGUUCAGCUAUACCUACAACAACCAGUUCAACUAAACCAACAACAACCACCUGUUCAAGUUUACCUACAACAACCAGUUCAACUCAACCAACAACAACAUCAUCAACAACCUCUUGAACUAAACCAACAACAACACAUUGAACUAAACCAACAACCACUAGUUCAACUACAUCAACGACAACAACAACAACCUGCUCAACCAAAUCUUCAACAACGCAGAGUUCAACAUAACAACCAACAACAACGAUCAGUUGAACUUAACAAACAACAGCAACCAGCUAAACAAACCAAACAACAACCAGCUCAACUAACCCAGAAAAAACAACAACCAGUCCCACUAAAUCCCAAAAAACAACAACAGCCAGUUCAAUUAAAUAUUCAACAAAACCGAGUUCAACUAAACCAACAACAACGAAUUCAACUUAGGAAACAACAACCAAUUCAACCUAACAAACAAAAACAACCAGUUGAACCAAACAAACAACAGCCAGUUCAACUAAACAAACAACAACAACACCAAUCACUUCAACUAACCCAGAAACAACAACAACAACCAUUUGAACUAAACCAACAACAACCUGUUCAGCUUAACCAACAAAACCGAGUUCAACUAAACCAACAAAAACCAAUUCAACUUAACAAACAACAACCAAUUCAACUUAACAAACAAGAACAACCAGUUGAGCCAAACAAACAACAACCAGUUCAACUAAACAAACAACAACAACACCAAUCACUUCAACUAACUCAGAAACAACAACAACCAUUUGAACUAAACCAACAACAACCUGUUCAGCUUAACCAACAACAGGCAGUUCAACUAAACAAACAACAACAACAGCCUGUUCAGCUUAACCAACAAGCACCUUUUCAACUAAAUCAACAACAUAUUGUUCAACUAAACAAAUCACAUCAGGUUACGCUAAAUGAACAGCAAAAAGCAGAACAACCAGUUGAACUA